AUGAAUAAAACAGAAUCUCAUUAUUUAGAUGAUGCACAGUUAAAUUCACAUCUGAUCCAACCCAUCAGCGGAACAACUAACGUACAGUUAUCUCCAGAAGAUUCUCAACUAGCACACAGUUAUCUCCAGAAGUUUCAUUCCAUUCCAUUUCUUUCAUCAAUUAAGAAUUCCAUACCGCUUGAAUCUGUAAAUCAAUAUCAAUCGAUAGCACCAUUCAAUACCAAUCAACAACAUCUGAAUAGUUUGGCUGUUCAACCUAGACAAUUUACUGCUAUGGGACAACAAACUCAGCAAGUACUUCAUCAACCUUUCAUAGUACAGCAACAAUCAGGAGCGCAAUUAUACCCUCCAUCAGGAGAACCAUAUUCGCAAAUGUCGCAACCUCAACAGCAAUACGCUCAAUCAUUUGGACAACAAAUGGGAUCAGUUCAACAACAAUCUGCGCUUCCACAAUCUCAAUAUCAAUCAUUUGGGCAACAAAUGGGAUCAGUUCAACAACAAUCUGCGCUUCCACAAUCUCCAUAUCAAUCAUUUGGGCAACAAAUGGGAUCAGUUCAACAACAAUCUGCGCUUCCACAAUCGUCGCAAUUCCCAAUAUUUCCAUCAUUCGAAAAUAUCUUUUCUUUGCCAUAA
Cercopithifilaria johnstoni is the source of this 633-nucleotide messenger RNA. Lineage: Eukaryota; Metazoa; Nematoda; Chromadorea; Rhabditida; Onchocercidae. The record is from the annotation of a GenBank genome assembly.